UUCACAAUCACCUUGCUCCGAUGACUAUUUUCAAUACUAUUUUGUAAGCGCUUCAGUAAACAGCACCGAGCUUUGCGUUGAUAUGUUUCCUAUGACGGUGUGGGAGCUAACUAUUGGAUUAUCACAGACUGAAGUAACGAUGUCCGCUACGGGAUGCAAGCUUUCAUACUUCUUGUGAAGUGAAAUGGAAAGGAGAUAUGUUACACUCUCAUGGCGUUAAAGUUAAUGAAAUUAAUUGAUGAUGAACUUAAUUGCUUAUAGAUCCAUGGCAAACGGUCAUAAAAGGCCUUCCAGCGGAUCCAUAUAGAUAUCAGAAGUAAUAAUAGAUGCUUGGGGAAUACGAAAUUAAUAUAUAGCAACUGCUUAACAUCAUGUGACGCUUAAUGGAAAUUUGUUUGAAAACACUGCAAUCAUUUUAUCCAUAAUAAUUAAUUAUCCCUUACGAAUAAAAUCAUUGUCUGUACACUGAAAAUAAAACGGAAAAGGUAUGAAUUCAUGUAAGGUUUGUGUUAGUACCAAAGUUGAACAGAAGAAGUCUAGAGUGAAGACAUCAAACGUGUCUUCCAGUAAUGGAGUUAAUACAAAAUAUAAAACAAAUGAAAAUAGUUCAAAUGAUGGAAAUAUGUCAGUUUUAACAUCUGAGGAGAAUAAAGAUAAAUGUUGUAUCAGUGAUGUUUGUUCAGCUGCAGUUAGAACUGGUGUAGGAGAUAGCUUCAUCUCAAAUCAAAAUGAAAAAGAAGCAUUAGAAACCAAAGUAAUUCUUUCAAAAUUUCAAACAAGCAUCAACCUUCUAUAUGGAAUUAUAACAACGCUUGUUUUUAUCAUUAUUCUUGGAAUUUUGAUUCUUCAGAGCGAAGUAAAUGUAAUUCGAAACGAAUGCUUGAAUGCUGUACCAAGGAGAACGUUGGAUAUUCAUAACUAUGGAUAUAUUUUUAAUAAAAGUGAUUUUCAAAAUAAAUUACUUUCAAGACGAAAACGUGAUAGGAGAGGAAAAAGAGAAAGUCAGAAUUAUACACCGAGAACCCUAGAGAAAGAGAUUUUUAAGCUACACAGGCGACAUAAAAGAUCUGAUGUGGCCGCAACUAUUCAUGACUACUGUAGAAGUGUUUUCAACCUGUGUGAUGCAAGAACUGCUCGAGGCCCACCUGGUCCUCCGGGGGUCCCAAUCGCUGUAGGUCCCCCUGGGCCUCCAGGGCCUCAGGGUCCUAAAGGAGAACAGGGUCACCCUGGAGAGAGAGGUCCUCCAGGGAGGUUUGGCUUUGACGGCAUUGCAGGUACUCCCGGGGAUAAAGGCGAACCUGGCGAAAAGGGGGACAGAGGGUUGAUUGGGUUUAGCGGAGAAAAGGGCGAUAAGGGUUAUCCCGGUCUUAAAGGAGACACUGGCGGUCCUGGAUCUCCUGGUGCUCGUGGCCCACUCGGUCCGCAAGGCCCACCAGGUCCUAAGGGCCCUAAAGGUCAGAAAGGUGAAGAAGGAAGACGUGGGAAAAUCGGCAAAGAGGGACCAAAGGGUGAUAAAGGUGAUAAAGGUGUGGACGGCAUUCCAGGUGUACCAGGUUUCAAGGGGGAACUAGGUGAUACGGGCGAACGUGGACCUCCAGGUUACGGCAUCAAUUGUAUAUGCGAGAAGGGUGAUAAGGGAGAAAAGGGACAAAGAGGCCUGGUAGGAUUCACUGGAUACAAAGGGGACAAGGGAAUCACAGGACAGAAAGGUGAUAGAGGGUUCGGAUUGAAAGGUGAACAAGGGCCUGUUGGACCACCAGGACAUACAGGUGCAAAAGGUCAAAAAGGUGAUUGUGACGUGUGGACUAAAGAGAGGAAAGAAUGGCGAGUUGUUAACAUCGAUCCUAAAGGCGACAGCAACGGACAACUCAGUGAUAUACCGCAGCAAGAUUACCAAGCUGAAGAUGGCACGAAACAUACUUCCGGUCAUGGAUCACGUGGCUCACGAUCAAGUGGAACAAACUCUGUAAAUCAGGCUUCUAAAACGAUAUCUUCAUUUAUAUCAUAUAUCAUCAUAAUUCUUAUACAUUUGCCUUUAAAUUCUAGGAACUUUCGUUUCCAUAUCUGACAAGCUGCUUUUAAUCUAAUGACAAACCAAAGGAGCGCAACGACACUGAAAAAAUUUGAAAAGAAUUCAGAAAUAAAGCUUGUGAUGCUGAAAAUAGAUAACACUAUCAAGGAUGUGAAUAAGAAAGUGCAGCGCGGCGGUGUUGGUGAACUAAGUAUUUCAGUAAGUCUUGUGAUACUCAUUCGCGAAGUUUGUGGUACUGAAACUUAAAAGUUCGGUAGCAUGUAAACGUUAUAUUUUGCUCAUUUUAGCCGUUAAUCAUUUAUAUUAAAAAUAUGUAAUGUUGAAUUUGUUAACAAUGCGAACAAAGCGUUUUCGUGUGGAUACCAAUGUUAUAUGUGAAACAUUAUGCAGCAGUCUGCAUUUUUUUUUGUCAAAGGCAUCAUAUUUUGUUUCAUUCACCUGUCUCUUUGUAAAAUGUAAACUGUACAUAUUUCACAAAAACCAAAGUAAAAAUAAUGAUUUAUAUUUUUAUAUAGUGUCAGCAUGACAAGUUUAUUACUAAAAAUAAAGAAUCUAUUGGGGGAGAACAAUUAAGUUUUCAUGAAUAAUCAUAGACUGUUCAGUCUCACUUCGAAUGGUAAGCAAUUUCAAAUCACAUUAUUAUAUAAUAAACAUAAUAACAACAGGCAAAGUCUGAAUCCAAAAGAAGAUGAAUGUUUUUGUUACAAUUAUGUUGCUCUUUAGAGGUAUAAAAGUAAACAGAUGCAUAAAUGCGUUAUGUGUAUACUAUUGUUACAUGUUAUUUAUAUUGCUUGUUGCUUUCGUCGAUGCUUCGGCUGUCUUGUUUGUAUAGAAGGUAACUUACUAAGACUUUGCUAAGCAAUUGUGAUAAACCAUUUUCAUGGUUGUGAGUGAACAUAUGGUUGUCUCUGUUUAUUUCGUUGUUUUUUUCUUGUUAUUAAAUUACUUUAUAUAAAUGUACAUAUAUUUCCUAAAAUAAAAGUUAAAACUC
Messenger RNA from Mercenaria mercenaria, 3023 nucleotides. Its product is annotated as collagen alpha-1(X) chain-like. The record is from RefSeq and is a predicted model, not a curated record. The coding region runs from base 488 to 2068 and encodes 526 amino acids. The transcript is spliced from 13 exons. Lineage: Eukaryota; Metazoa; Mollusca; Bivalvia; Venerida; Veneridae.